AUGGCUGACACUGGGGAACUUCUGAAGGAAUUGCAGAAUGAAAUUACCUGUAGCAUCUGCAAUGUUUACUUCUGUGAGCCUGUCACUAUCGGGUGUGGACACAGUUUUUGUCGAGCUUGUCUCUCUUCCAGCUGGAGAGAUGGAGCCCCAGCUUUCACCUGCCCUGAAUGCAAGCGAGUUUCCCAGGACAGAGAGAUCCCAUUACUGAACAGGCGCCUAGCAGAGUUGACUGAGCUGGGCAAAGAGCUCAGUUCUAAGCUUAUGCAGAGCACUGAAGGACAGAGCCAGUGUGUCACUCACAAGAAACCCUUCAAACUAUUCUGUGAAGAGGACCAGACCACAUUGUGUAUGACAUGUGAAACCCCAGAGCAUGGGGCUCACAAGCUCUCCCCCCUACAAGAGGCUGCUCACAAAUACAGGAGGGAGCUCCAGCACAUUCGGAGUCAUGUGGGGAAGCAUUUGAAGGAAGAUGAGCAACUUCUUGUUCAAGAGGAGAGAACUGCUAUGGACUGGUACUGGAUGAUCGCAGAACAAUACUGCCAAACCCACUUCUUCUUGAUGGAGGAAGAAUGUCGAUUUCUUGAACACCUGAAGCAAGGGGAGAAGGCCAGCAAGGACAGACUAUCUCAGCAUAUGCAAAGCCUACAGAAUCUCAUGCAAGAGCUGCAGGAAGCUGGCCAGCAAGCCAAUCUGGAUUUGUUGCAGGAUGCCAAAAAGUUGCUGGGGAGGAGCAAGGCUGUGCUGGACCAAAGGGCCAAGCCUGUCAUCCCAGAACUGAGAGAAUAUCCCAUCCCUGGCCUGAUCAAGAUGCUCAACAGAUUCAGAGUGGACCUCACUUUGGAUCCUAGAUCAGCCACUUCCUGUGUGACCAUUUCUGAGAAUCUCAAGAGUGCCAAGGCUGAAGCAGGCUGGCGAUUAGAGACGAAGCAUCCUAAAGAUUAUGCUUAUCAUUAUGUAUUUGCUGAGCAGGCAUUCUACUCAGGCAGCCAGUACUGGGAGGUGGAUGUGACUCAAGUUCCUCAGUGGAUCCUGGGGAUCUACACCCCACACUUGAAAAGGAAAAGGGUCAGGAAUGUGAACUCCUGUCCCUCUGUGUUCCUACUUCAGUGUGUCAAGAAACAAGAAUAUUACUAUUUACAAACAUAUCCUGGGCCAUUAGACCAUCGAAUGAAAGGGUCUCUACCUCGGGUUGGGGUGUACUUGGAAUAUUCUUCCGGCAUUCUGGGCUUUUACAAUGUUCUCCAGAGUUCUCUUAUUUAUAAAUUUCAUUCUAUUCCCUUCACAGACCGUGUCAAGCCCAUCUUUUCCCCUGGCCCCCCACUUCCAGGAACAAAGCCUGGUCCCAUGACUGUCUGUCCAGUGGACUCUCAUCUUUGUUCUUGCUGCCAUUCCUCUCAAUGA
Molecule: messenger RNA, 1401 nt
Organism: Antechinus flavipes (yellow-footed antechinus)
Lineage: Eukaryota; Metazoa; Chordata; Mammalia; Dasyuromorphia; Dasyuridae
Product: tripartite motif-containing protein 43-like
Exons: 1
Coding region: 1-1401 (466 amino acids)
Molecular function (GO): protein binding; zinc ion binding
Source: RefSeq, a predicted model, not a curated record